This is a messenger RNA of Exophiala viscosa, 3750 nucleotides long. RefSeq lists its product as uncharacterized. Bases 1 to 3750 code for a protein of 1249 amino acids. Lineage: Eukaryota; Fungi; Ascomycota; Eurotiomycetes; Chaetothyriales; Herpotrichiellaceae. The record is from RefSeq and is a predicted model, not a curated record. The transcript has a single exon.
AUGUCUCCCAAAAGAGACAUGAAGAUCCCUAUCCGACGCCGGUCGAAGGCGUCUGGCAGAGUCCUACCCAGGUCAGUGACAAAGGGUAUAUCUCUCUCCCGGCCGUUGGCGAGGACCGUGACCACUCUACAGCACAAGCACAUCGCUUCCAUUGCUUCCAUUGCGACUCCGCCGAGCCCACGCUACUUGCGACUAUUAGCUCAAUCCAACAAACCACAACAAAAUGCAACAAACGAUCGAGCCCAUCACCGCACGAUUCCAAACAGCGAACAACGUAUCAUCCCAGCCGAACAUGGCUCCAUCAGCGAUCUACACCUCCCUUUUUUGGGAGAAAGUAGCACAUUAGAAGAGGUGAAAGAAGUACACGAAAUGAUUGUAGGGUACUGCGAAAGAUGGUCGGACCAUACCAUUUUCCGCGCACCAGCAAGCUUCUUCGACGACAUGAAGAUGAUCAGCGAAGCUCUCCAAGUCACGUCGCUGCCGGUAGAGGUUCUGGCACAACCUGAUGUCCGCCAAAGCUGCAACAAAGUCAGAGAAUCCUAUGCAAAAUUCGUGACUGUCUGGAGUCAAGCAACCCAAGCGGCACUGUCGAGGAAGCUUUCCGAGUUGCAGCCUCAUCUUACCCGUCGUCCUGCCGGCAUUCAGGAGUCAGCUUUCACCUCUUUCAUUGCAGACGUCCAGGCUGUCUUGCCAUGUCCUCUGCUCAUGACUGGACGUGUUAGUGGGAUUGAGGAGAUCCCGGUACUUCUAUCCGCCGACAAUGCGAGGAAUCUCAUUCUCCAGUGUGAAGAGGUUCAUGGCCAGUUCCAAGAUGAAACAUACCUUUCUGAGAUGCAAUCGUUAUGGCUCCUCAUCUGGAGAAGCUUGAAGUCUGCUUUCAUGAUCUCCGAGGAGGGACGCUCGAAGGAGCUUGAUAACAGCGGCUCCAUAGAGCUCAACUUCUUCACUAGAGCUGGCGUAACUCCGGAAUUGAGACGCUUGGUCCAAUUGCCUGACGCUACCAAUCCGAGAAGCAUCGAGGACAUGGUCAGCCGAUACUGUCGAUUUAUCGAGAAAUGCCGCACCGAUACUGCUUGUGGGGCUCAUGUCCACUUACGCCAGUUGCGUAAUCAACCUUUGAAAAGUCAUGUGUUAUCUUCUUUAAAGAGAUUCACCGAGACCAGAAGGCUCGAGGCAAACACUCUGGCCAAGUUGCACUUUGCGGUAGUACGACUAAAUGGGCUAAAUGGUGGGCCUACCAUUUUCAGAAGAUGGAGAGAAGGCGAGGCUUUGGGAGACUGGAUCAUAUCGCCAUCUCACCUUUUGUCACCCAUGGGAAGUCAGACCUCGGCCACUUCACCCAGAUCCUGUGGCCAGAUCGAACCGAUGGCGGCAACGGAGGGACUGCGACGUCUGACGAAGAUGACCGAUGAGCCAAUCCAGAGUUCCUUCCCUCAUCCACAAGGCAUAAACAUGCGAUGUCACCACGACUACGUCUACUGCCCGUUUCCAGAGACUCGUGCCCAUGAAGUGGCUCAAAGCGAGCAGAUUAGCAGAGAUCUGGGGAAACCUGGAAUCAUGUCCGAAGGUCUUCGAUCCGAAUAUCUCAUCGAUCGGCCUCCUCCGCAUGCCCGAGAUCCAGCCGAACAUUCGAUCUUCGCUUUAAAGAGAACGAAAUUCGGUCUGUUGGGGUGGCUUGGACUCAUUGCGCAGCAAUUUCUUCCCAGAAGAGGUCGUCGAACGCAUGCAACAUCGAAUUUCAAUCUUGCUCGCCGCAAUCCAGAUGGAGAACAGCAUUCAAGAGAGGCUGCUCGUGUACUUGAUCCAAAUAGCAGGGUCACAAAAACAAGAGCCAAAACCCAAGCGCUGAGAUUACGUGGUGGUGCGGGUGGUGCAGGUCCCGAGACUCCUCCCGCACGGAAGACCCCACCCAAGCAGUUACCAAAUGCGUUCAAAAAGCGCCAUAUGGAGUUGUUUAGGCAGGAACUGAACCGAUAUCAUGUUGAAUUUCAUGAAGCAGACGAGAUCCAAAUAUUGAGCAUUCUGGAAGAGGCGGCGUACGACGUUAUGACUGCAUUGACCCUUUUUCGGCCCCAGUCACAGGCACCGCCAUGGCAGGGACCAGGACCACUGGACGCAAACAAUGUGACGGCGGCCGCCGCGAACAGUGGCAUGAACGAAUACGGUAUUGUCGAUUCAGACGGAGCAGAAGCAUACGGUAGCUGGGGCAGACAUGCCUAUCCCCAAGCAGGACCCGCUCGACGACCGCUCGGUGAGCUUAUGGCAGGCCCUGUUAGCCCUCCUGAAGAUGUUGAUGACGGUCACGAUGACGUUGACAAUGAGAAUCAGGAUCAGGUCGAGCUUGAGGCUCGACAUAGCAGGUGGUCUUCGAAUAUUAUCCAUGAUUCCCCGUCGUCCAACCAGGAGAACCAGAAUUCGGCUGUAAAUGGUGUUCUUGCCGAGAACCGUCUGCAUACGCGUUGCCACCCUUGUCCUUGGUACAAAGGUCAUAUCCACCACAAUUGUCAAUGUGAUCCGAACAAUAUCGCGUGGGACACUGCUCCUUCCGAAGACGACGGUGUGAUCGGUGGUCCAACCCACAAUCAUGGAAACGAAGAAGAUGAGCAAAGUCCAGCUCCAGGCAUCGACCAUGGUGAGAACCAAAAUCCUCAGCGAACACAGAACGAUCAGACAGCUCGUCGACGUGGCCUCCGGAGCUCUCCCACUCAAAGGGUGGUCCAUCCGCAAGAUGGCGUUCUGGUUCGCGACACUUAUGCACCGGGUUGUGAGUUCCACCGCGUCGUUAGGGACAUUGACGUACCAAUGAGAGAACUAGGGACAAUGGUAUUGGGCGAAGCUCCACGACUGCUCAUCAAGCUCGCUGGACCUGAAGUUGAUGCAACUCUUGAGCGGCUCCGGGUGCAGACGGAACUUCUACGAACGGCAUACCUGGCCCAACUGCACCCGGCCACGCCCUCGAUGCUGGACCAAGUCCAUCCCGACGACCGACGACACGGCGAAGAAUCUCCAGCAAAGAGACUAGCUCUUGUCCAACAGACUUGGCAAGAAGUCAAGCGGCAGCACUCUCGACUUGUGGGUGUGCUGAACGAUAAGCUUGACCGCACCAAUCUGAGCCUCCGUCACAAAUUGAACAGAUUCAUCCGACUUAUUGGGGACCUACACUGCCUUGUCAAAGGAUUCACCCAACCACUGUCAGAUAGGGAAGUCUCUUCAGAUAGCCAAGAAUUUCUGUCCGAGGAUGAGCAGCAACGACUAGCGAACUUCAUGCCCCGUGUCCAAACGCACAAUUUGCCUACUCAAAAAGAUUACGAAAGGAUGCUCAAGGACGAAUUGGAACGUGAGAUCACCGUCGAACGGCAAAUCGAGUUCUCUCCAGGUCCGAAACCAAACAAAGCAAUACUAGUACACAAUCUAAUGCUCCUGGACCGCCGGGGCGUCCUUGGCGCCGGCGCCCAACAUCACUACCGCAUCCUGCUUGACAAACCCAAGGCCACGAGACGGCCCCAGCACUUCAACCUGGAGAAAGCGGUGGAAGGUCACAAGAAGCGUCAGGUGGACGGACGAAAGGCGGGCAGAGAUGCUCAGAGGCAUGCGAGGAAGCAACGGCGGAGGGGAAGGGGGUUUUCGCCUACAGGGGGUAUGACUAGACCUCCUGCCGUUCAGGGCUCUUUCACGGAUUCUCAUGAUGACUUGUCGGCUGAUGAAGAAAAGGUUUUGUCGGAGAGUGAAUCGACUGAGUCGGAGAGGUGA